UGCUGUGGAUUUAUGGGGGUCCAAUGACUGACUAGGUCAAAGGGUCUAGCAGUGAAGGCUACACAACGUGAUAUCGUAAAAAAAGACAAGAGGGCACACUUUGCUGAAUCUACCUCACUGGAAGCGCAUACCUUUUAAAAAGUCCGUCAAGUCCCUCUUGCGCUUCUGCAGCCAUGGCCAGGCGUAAAGCAAAGAAGCCGCAGCUAGACGACACCUCCAUAUUGUUGGAAUCAUCAGCAGCACCUCAGUCCAGGAGAAGGCUGAACUCCAACACCUCCUCAGCAUUGUUGUUCAUAAUUAUCUUCGUGGUCGGAGUGUGCAUGAUGGGGUGGUUUUGUGUUCAACAACAGCAGAGUAUCGACCAACUAUCAGAGUCUUACACAACGAUGCAAAGGAGAAUCACAAACUUCCAGCAGGUGGUGGACACGGACGAACAGAUUGAUACAGGUUUGGAUGUAGAGGAGAGGAUCUUCGCCCUGGAGGAGGCUCAUAAACAGGCUCAGGAGAAGGCUGAGGUUGCCCAGGCCACAUCAGAGAAGUUGAAAAACUCGGACCUGUUCUCGCAGAUCUUGGACCUCCAUGAUGAGAUGGACACCCGAGUAGCUGUGAUAAACCAGAUCUCCCUCUCUGUCACAACUCUCCAGACCUUAUUCAAGAACCAGAGUGAGGAGUUUGAGGCCGUGAAAGGAAGUGUCGUGGCUGGUUUGAGCUCCAGCUCUGAGCUUUCUGAAAAUGUGGCUGGGCUGACUAACGCUGUGGCCACUGCAUGCUCCAGAGUAGACCAGCAGGUUGCAUCUGUGGACGCUCUUAGUGAAACGAUAGAGGGACAAGUAUCAGAGCUGGAUGGCCUGAAAGAAUUAAUGGAUAUUCAUAAAGUUUCACUUCAUACAAACAACCAGGAGAUGGCUGCAAUAAAGGAGCUUAUCAAAGCCGAGCAGGCCAUGCGGACUCAGGCAUUACAAGAGAUGGUCAAUGCGGUGCAGAUGACUCUGGAUGAGCAGUUUUUCACAUCACAGACACUCCACAGCAGUGUGAUGGCUCAGCUGCAGACUUUUCACAACCAGCUGGCCCAUGCUCCUUCUUUGUCUUUGAAAAUGGAGUCAGAUGAGGAGAGCGGUGCAGUCGAAGAGCUUCUCUCCACCACAGCACAGAAUGCUACUGAAGAGCAGGAAAACUCAAAGGAUGCUGAGGAAGAGGUCGAGCAGCAGGAUGCAGAAGAUGAAGCUGAUGAUGAGACACAGAAUGAGGAGGAAAUUCAGGAAGAACAGCCUCUGGAACAGGAGUUGGUGAGGGACGUUGCAGAGCCCCAGGAGGAAGAAGAAACCACAGAGGAGGAAGAGGAAACAACAACAACAACAGAAGAGCGAGAGGAGGUGAACACGACAAGCCAGAGUGGGGAGCAGGGAGAGGCUGAAGAGCCAGCAGAAGAGGAGGUCACAGAGGAGACGGUAGAUGAUCACGUUUUAGAGGAAUCAUUAGAUGAGGAGGAGGAAUUUGAAGCAGAAGUUGUGGACAGCUUAGAGACAUUAGAGGAAGAGUCUGCAGAAUUGAAUACUGGUGUGUUUUUGGACGAGAAUGAGGAGGACGAGUAGUGUUACUAGAAGGUCUGCAGUAGUUCACAGGUUAUUUUUAAAGUCUUAUUUAGAUAAACGGAAACCUUUUGUACUUACAGUAUCUAUUCUUAGAUGAAUGCAAGUAGCUGACUGAGCCAUAUUUGUAUUCCAACUGUAGCCUAUCUGAGGUAUGGGUAGUAUCAGAUAAUCAGUCCUUUGGGCAAGAAAAAGUAAGAAUUUCCAAGAAUGUGAUACAUACUUAAAGUGCUUCAAUAAUUAAUUUUAAUGGGAAUUCCAGCUUCUUAUCAUCUAAACGUAUAGCUUAUAAAUAUUGUCUGUCUCUUUUUUUUUAACUCAGCAGGACAUCUGAGGAUGUCAUUGACCAUUUUUUUUUUAAAUAAACCCGACAACUACUUGAUUAAUCAACAAAAACUGA
Labrus bergylta (ballan wrasse) is the source of this 1989-nucleotide messenger RNA. Its product is annotated as FK506-binding protein 5-like. The record is from RefSeq and is a predicted model, not a curated record. NCBI's taxonomy places the organism in Eukaryota, Metazoa, Chordata, Actinopteri, Labriformes, Labridae.